This is a messenger RNA of Dermochelys coriacea (leatherback sea turtle), 2567 nucleotides long. Its product is annotated as TBC1 domain family member 24-like. NCBI's taxonomy places the organism in Eukaryota, Metazoa, Chordata, Testudines, Dermochelyidae. The record is from RefSeq and is a predicted model, not a curated record. The transcript has 5 exons. Bases 28 to 1560 code for a protein of 510 amino acids.
UAUAAUUUCACACAUAAUCCCGGAGAGAUGUUACAGGUUGGGCUGGGCCUGCCUGGCUCCCCAAGGGGUGCUUCAGAAGAUUUCCUUUUGGAUCAGCUGGAAAAGAAGAGCAGGUCCUACUUGGCCCUGGUGAGCUCAGGGGGAGGUGAUAUGGAAGCCACACAAGGGCCAGCUGAUUCUCCUCAAGUCCCAGCGCUGAUCAUCUCUGAGGCUGAGACUUGGGACAUCGAUGCAUCCUCUUGCAUGGACUGUGGACAGUUUGUGGAUUGGGAUAAGAUGCCCGAGUUGGAUCAGCAGCCAAGUGCUCACAGUCAGAGUCUCACCCAAACCAGCAAAGAGCUUAAAAAGCUGGCAAGAGAAGGCCAUUGGGCUACCAACCAUGUGCUAAGAGCUCGGGCUUACCAGCAGAUCAUCCAGCACAUCCCAUGCCGGCUUGUGACCCCUGACGCGCUGGUUUACAGGGAUGUCACAAGCAGGCUAUUUGGAAAGCAGAGUGUGAGUUCCCACCCCUUGCCUGAAUUCCUUGGAGGGUGCAGGAUGCCAACUUACUGCUUGACUAUGGAAGGUGUAACCGCCGUGAAGAAAAUACUCAUCUGCCUUGGCAACCUCUUCCCCGACAUCACCUACAGCCCAAUCCUCCCUGCUGUGGUGGCUCUGCUGCUGCACUACAGUGAAGAUGAAGCUCAGUGCUUUGGGAAUGUCUCUCGCCUUCUCGCUUGUAAUGACUCCCAUACCAGCUACAUAGACCAGUCCUUCCUGGCCCACCAGGCCUCCUGUAUGACUUUUGGGGAUCUGGCCAACAAGCACUGCCCAGCAGCCCACAGAUUAAUAGCCAGCACCUCUGAGAAUGUCUUUGAGGUCUAUUCUGAAUGGUUGGAGUGGAUAUUUGGUGACCUUCCGUUUGAUUACGCUAUCCGCAUACUUGAUGUGUACCUGCUGGAGGGACAGAAAGUCCUCUACCGGAUCGCUCUGGCCUUGCUGAGGCAACACAGGCUCUCAGUGACCUCCGGAGAACUGGAAGUGACCAAUGUCAAGGGAGAACUGAAGGCUUUCGUGCAGAACAUUAGGGAGUACAUGACGGCUGACAAGCUCCUGGAGAGAGCCUUUGGUAUUCGGCUGUUCUCCCGCAAGGAAAUCUGGCUUCUUCAGAUGGCCAACAGGAAAGCACUGGCUGAGAAAGGCAUAACUGUGGUGCAGCGCAGGCAGCUGUUCCACCUGGCAGUAGACAUGCUGAAUUUCAGCUCCGCCAUCGUAACUGCUCAGGAGAUGCGCAUCGUGUGGUCUUGGAUUCCUGAGCGAUUCUCCUUAUUCCCACCUGUCCUGUUAUUCUCCACCUCAGAAAACGGAUACAGCCUGCAAAGGUUUUACUCAUGCUGUGAAGGUUACGAACCAACAGUACUGCUCAUAAAAACGACGCAGGGGGAAGUGUGCGGUGCAUUCCUCUCUUCUGACUGGAAUGAAAGGAAAAAGAGUGGGGGAAGGUCCAGCUUCUUUGGAACAGGAGAAUGCUUUGUUUUCAGUGUAAGUCUGAUUCUGUUUCCUGCUGUAUCUUGUUUAUGAUUUGUAUAUUUUAAAGGUUAGUUGAGGUUUUUGUUACCCCUUGUAGAAUUCAGAUAGCACAGCAGGGAGAUACUAGAGACAAUUCACCAGUGCUCCUCAGUCCUGAUAGAAGAGAAUGCAGGGGAACAUAGAAAUCCCUAUGUCAGGUCAGAUCCAUCUAGCUCAGUAUCUUCUCCAUUCCAUCCCUCUAGUCCAUGCUUCUCGGUGCAAUAAACCCUGCAGUGUAAGGUACAGUGUAGCCUGUUGGAGCUGCAGCAGGCUCUCGCCAAACCAGGAGACCCUCAGUAGUACUGUGUCAUGGUUACAGGGUUAGCAGCACCUCUGACCCCUCUUUGCAUUCCCACAGGUGUCAGCCCUCGUGCCUUUACCUCUCCUGGGGCAGAAUUCUCACAGUCUCAGACUAGCCCUGGACUAUCAGGCUUCCCCAGCAGUCUACCUGGGUUCAGUGCCUGCAGUUCUUCCCUUUGGGAGCUGUGCUUAGUGGAGUAUAUAGUUACCAGACAGCCUGCUUACACCAGAGCAGCCGUCUUAAGCACAGGUUGGUUUAAUCUUAACAGUAGGAAUAAAACAUAAAGAGCAAAAAGGAACUGUCAAAGAACAAAAGAUCUGCAGGCAUGUCUAUCUUCCCGGAGCUCAGUCCCCUGUGAUGGGAGCUGAGGACAGUCUAGCUUCUUCACAGUGGCAGUGCUAGGCCACUGCAAACCAUGCAACCACAGAGGACUCUGAAGCAGGGGGGACCCUGAAGCUCAGACCAGCCUGUGAGGGCUUUUCAUUUGGCCUGCCAGUGUCCACUACUUCCUCCUGCUCCCGCUGGGGGCUCUGCUGUAAGGACAGCCCCACUACCCAGCUGUAGCUCCACCCAAGGCUCAGGGUGGCUCCGGCACCUGCACUUCACCAUGGACCCACGCUGAUCUGUCUCUGAGCCCCCACCCUGGAGGACGCCCUGUAGCUGGGAGUGAAAGGGGCUACCUGACAGCCAGGGAGUGCAAGGGCCGGAGCUGCCAGGA